Messenger RNA from Cebus imitator (Panamanian white-faced capuchin), 3724 nucleotides. RefSeq names its product phosphofurin acidic cluster sorting protein 2 (gene PACS2). The coding region runs from base 480 to 3149 and encodes 889 amino acids. Gene Ontology annotation, biological process: protein localization to plasma membrane. The record is from RefSeq and is a predicted model, not a curated record. Gene Ontology annotation, molecular function: transmembrane transporter binding. The transcript has 24 exons. NCBI's taxonomy places the organism in Eukaryota, Metazoa, Chordata, Mammalia, Primates, Cebidae.
CUCCCGCGUCUCUCUGGGCCCCUGCCCGCUGCUCCCGGGGGGUGGGGCGGGGCGCGCCGGGCGGGGCCUGUGCGCAGGCGCGCGAGUGCGCGCUCCCGCGCGCCAGGCGCCGCAGGAGGAAGCGCGCGCGCACCUCACUUCCGGCGAGCGCUGCGCCGGCGGCGAUUGGGCCCAAGGCGGCGAGCUCGCGCCUCGCCCAGCCAAUCGGCGGCCUCGGCGCGGGUCGGAGGGCGCAGGGCGCGCGCGCUGGGCGACCGGGGGCGCGCGGGGCGCGGGCGGGGCGCCGGGCGGGGCGGGGCGGAGCGGCCGCAGCUCGUCGCCGCCCGCGGGCCUGUCCGACGCCCGGGCCCGGCCCGUCCCCUCCGCCGCCCGGCAGCCAUGUGACCGCGCCGCCGCCCUCCGCGCGCCCCGCCCGCCCGCCGCGCGUCCGCGGCCCGGCCGCAGCCCCAGGCCGCCGAGGGAGCGGCGGGGCCGGCGCCAUGGCCGAGCGAGGCCGCCUCGGCCUCCCCGGCGCGCCCGGCGCGCUCAACACGCCCGUGCCCAUGAACCUGUUCGCCACCUGGGAGGUGGACGGCUCCAGCCCCAGCUGCGUGCCCAGGUUGUGCAGCCUGACUCUGAAGAAGCUGGUCGUCUUCAAGGAGCUGGAGAAGGAGCUGAUCUCUGUGGUGAUCGCCGUCAAGAUACAGGGCUCCAAACGGAUCCUGCGGUCCCAUGAGAUUGUGCUGCCCCCCAGUGGACAAGUGGAGACAGACCUGGCCCUGACCUUCUCCCUGCAGUAUCCUCACUUCUUGAAGAGAGAAGGCAACAAGCUUCAGAUCAUGCUGCAGCGCAGAAAGCGCUACAAGAACAGAACCAUCCUGGGCUACAAGACGCUGGCUGCGGGCUCCAUCAGCAUGGCUGAGGUGAUGCAGCACCCAUCAGAGGGCGGCCAGGUGCUGAGCCUCUGCAGCAGCAUCAAGGAGGCCCCCGUCAAGGCAGCCGAGAUCUGGAUCGCCUCCCUAUCCAGCCAGCCCAUCGACCACGAGGACAGCGCCAUGCAGGCUGGCCCCAAGGCCAAGUCCACGGAUAACUACUCGGAGGAGGAGUACGAGAGUUUCUCCUCCGAGCAGGAGGCCAGCGACGACGCCGUGCAGGGGCAGGACUUGGACGAGGACGACUUUGAUGUGGGGAAGCCUAAGAAGCAGCGGAGAUCGAUUGUAAGAACGACGUCCAUGACCAGGCAACAAAACUUCAAGCAGAAGGUGGUGGCGCUGCUGCGGAGAUUCAAAGUGUCCGACGAGGUCCUGGACUCAGAGCAGGACCCUGCGGAGCACAUCCCCGAGGCGGAGGAGGACCUGGACCUCCUGUAUGAUACGCUGGACAUGGAGCACCCCAGCGACAGUGGCCCCGACAUGGAGGACGAUGACAGUGUCCUCAGCACCCCUAAGCCAAAGCUGCGGCCAUACUUUGAAGGACUGUCACACUCGAGCUCGCAGACAGAGAUCGGGAGUAUCCACAGCGCCCGCAGCCACAAGGAGCCCCCGAGCCCGGCCGACGCACCUGAGAAGACACGGUCCCUGGGAGGCAGGCAGCCAAGUGACAGUGUCUCCGACACGGUGGCCCUCGGAACGCCAGGCCCAAGGGCACAGCCUGGACAGCCUGAGGACAGCCCUGAGGCUGAGGCCUCCACCCUGGACGUGUUCACGGAGAGGCUGCCGCCCAGCGGGAGGAUCACCAAGACCGAGUCCCUGGUCAUCCCCUCCACCAGGUCCGAGGGGAAGCAGACUGGCCGACGGGGCCGGAGCACAUCCCUGAAGGAGCGGCAGCCAGCACGGCCCCAGAAUGAGCGGGCCAACAGCCUGGACAACGAGCGCUGCCCCGACUCCCGGAGCCAGCUGCAGAUCCCGAGGAAGACUGUGUAUGACCAGCUCAACCACAUCCUCGUCUCUGACGACCAGCUCCCUGAAAACAUCAUCCUUGUCAACACCUCCGACUGGCAGGGGCAGUUCCUCUCCGAUGUCCUGCAGAGGCACACGCUUCCCGUGGUGUGCACGUGCUCUCCCGCAGACGUCCAGGCGGCCUUCAGCACCAUCGUCUCGCGGAUACAGAGAUACUGCAACUGCAAUUCCCAGCCCCCGACGCCCGUGAAGAUCGCUGUGGCGGGCGCGCAGCAUUACCUCAGUGCCAUCCUGAGGCUCUUCGUGGAGCAGCUGUCCCACAAGACGCCUGACUGGCUCGGCUACAUGCGCUUCCUGGUCAUCCCGCUGGGGUCCCACCCCGUGGCUAGGUACCUGGGCUCCGUGGACUACCGCUACAACAACUUCUUCCAGGACCUGGCCUGGAGAGACCUGUUCAACAAGCUGGAGGCCCAGAGUGCGGUACAGGACACACCGGACAUCGUGUCACGCAUCACCCAGUAUAUCGCAGGCGCCAACUGUGCCCACCAGCUCCCCAUUGCGGAGGCCAUGCUGACCUACAAGCAGAAGAGCCCUGACGAAGAGUCCUCCCAAAAGUUCAUUCCCUUUGUUGGGGUUGUGAAGGUUGGAAUUGUGGAGCCAUCCUCGGCCACAUCAGGCGACUCGGACGACGCGGCCCCCUCGGGCUCCAGUGCACUCUCCUCCACCCCACCGUCCACAUCUCCCGCGGCCAAGGAGGCCUCGCCCACCCCACCCUCCUCCCCGUCAGUGAGCGGAGGCCUGUCCUCCCCCAGCCAGGGUGUCGGUGCCGAGCUGAUGGGGCUGCAGGUGGACUACUGGACGGCAGCACUGCCCACGGACAGGAAGAGGGACGCUGAGAAGAAGGACCUGCCUGCCACCAAAAACACGCUCAAGUGCACUUUCCGGUCCCUCCAGGUCAGCAGGCUGCCCAGCAGCGGCGAGGCUGCGGCCACGCCCACCAUGUCCAUGACCGUGGUCACCAAGGAGAAGAACAAGAAGGUGAUGUUUCUGCCCAAGAAAGCCAAGGACAGGGAUGUGGAAUCCAAGAGCCAGUGCAUCGAGGGGAUCAGCCGGCUCAUCUGCACUGCCAAGCAGCAGCAGAACAUGCUUCGGGUCCUCAUCGACGGUGUGGAGUGCAGCGAUGUCAAGUUCUUCCAGCUGGCCGCGCAGUGGUCCUCCCACGUGAAGCACUUCCCCAUCUGCAUCUUCGGACACUCCAAAGCCACCUUCUAGCCCCGCCCCACCGGGGGGGCCCCACCUGCCCCAAGCGCCCACCACGCUGGGAGGGGCCCAGCUGCGUUUCUGUUAACAUUUCAGUUUACUACAGAGACAGACCCUUAAAACACAAAGAGAAACAGUCUUAAGUAUGAAUGUGCUCACAACCUGGAAACUAACGGGGGAGCUCCCGCCGGGAGCCGAAUAACUGCUCUGCUUAUUAACCUGAACGUUGGGCCCGGGGCUGGGAGGCUGGAAGGACAGUGCUGACCGCAGACGUGGAAGGUGUGCUGUGGCCCCACAGGCCAGGAGGGUUCUUGCCUUCGCGUCCUGUCCUUCCUGGAAGUCAGGACUCUGCUUCCUCAGGGAGCCUGGGCCAGGCGGAGCUUGGUGGCCACAGGCCGAGGGCCACAGGCCGCUCAGUCCCGUUGGGGUGUCCUGAGUUAAGCCUGGGGGCCCAUCCUGCCUGCCUGAGAGAUGCCCCCAGCACCGCACACUCGUGGUUCCCAAUAAACUCCUGCCUGCAGGCGGAGGUUUUAUAGCAGCAGAUAUUUUUAAUGCUUUUAAAUACAUGUUAUAAUGUAGCUGCCAAA